CCUGCCUCCCUGCAGCACUGUCUUAGAGUGGAAUAAUUCAAGUGUCCUGCACAGAGCCCUGACCUCAACCCCACUGAACACCCUUAGGAUGAACUGGAACACCGACUUGCACCCCAGACCUCCUCACUUAACAUCAGUGCCUGACCUUAUUAAUACUCUUGUGGCUGAAAUGAGCUCAAAUUCAAACAAGCAGCGCUUCAAAAUCUAGAGGAACGCUUUCUCAGGAGUGGAGGUUAUUAUAACGGCAAAGGGGGACUAAAUCUGGAAUUAGAUGUUCAACAAGCACAUAUGGGUAAGAUGGUCAUGUGUCCACAAACUUCUGACCAUAUAGUGUAUUGACACACAAUCAGGUCCAUAAAUAUUUAGAUAUUGAAGUUCUUAUUUUAGCGGUCACUGACUGUAUAUUGGAGUUGGAGUGAUGAAUAUGAGCUUAAAGUGCUUGCAGUUUACUUUAAAGUUUAUUUACAUCCAAACCGAGUGAACGCAUUUUCUAUAUGUGGUACCGCAGCUGUCUUCGGUUCCUGCUUGUUCUUGGGGUUUUGUCGUCAGCGGGGGAACCCAUACUCGAUUGUAUCUUCCAAUGCAGAUUGCAGAACAUUCCACUUCUUUUCCUUAAAAAAAUGCCUUGGGUUUUUUUUUAAAGUCGCAUGCUUUAGGUCAUUGUCCAUCUGCACUGUGAAGUGCUGUCUAAUGGGUUUUGAAGCAUUUGACUGAGUCUGAGCAGAUAAUAAAGGCCUAUAUACAUCAGAAAUCAUCCUGCUGUAACGGUCAGCAGUUACAUCAUCAAUAAAUACAAGGCAACCAGGUCUUCCCUUUUUCCACACUCUUUUCUUAUAGGAUAUUGUUUCAGAACUGUUAUAGCUUUUUAGUUUUUUUUCUUUAAAGGAGUUUUCUGCAAACUUUAAUCUGGUCUUUCUGUUUUUGAGGCUUACUAAUAGUUUGCAUCUUGUGGUAAAUCCUCUGUUUUUACUUUGGCGAAGUCUUUUCUUGAUUGUUGACUUUCAUACAGAUAUUCCUACCUCCUUCUUGAUCUGGCCAGCUGUUGUGAAGGGGUUUUUCUUCACCAGGACCAGUCGCUUCUGAUGGUCUUCCAGGUCUUUUGGUGUUCCUGAGCUCGCCAGUGAAUUCUUUCUUUUUAAGAACGUACCAAAUAGUUGAUUUGGCCACACUAAUAUCUUUGCUGUUUCUCUGAUGGGUUUGUUUAUGGCUUGCUUCACUGGCAGUCACGGCUGAAUGCACUGAACUAAUGAGGAGCAGGUCGACUGCUUAGUGAAGGGAUACCCUACGAAUUUGCGCUUCCCAAAAAUGGAUUUUGACCAAAAGUCACCUUUGAGUCAGUGGAUAAUCCCUGGACACUGUAGACUGGUGAUUAGGAGCUGCUGCUGUAAUCACAAAGCCCAGGACGCUUAUUCACUAAAUGCUCACAGUGAACAUCGUUUCAACACACUUCGUACUGUUUGACUUUACUCUAGUUCCCUUUUAACUCUGGUUCCUCUCGAUCUUUCUUCCUCAUGUUUUCUCUGAGUUUUUCCUCGUCUCUGUCGCCUCUGGAUUUCUGAUCAGUCUUCCUUGUGAAAGUCUGUUGUUAAAGGACACAGUCUAAUUGAAUUGAAGUAAAGUUCUGGUCUCGGUGUUCAAUUUGUAGCGGGUUCGGUUUUUAUUUAUUUAUUUUUUUCUGUGACAGAAAAAGCAUGUGCCAUCAUGCUCCACAGUACUUCUGCUCAUGCUCUGUUCCCUUGCCUUACUUACACUCUCUGUCUCUGUCUCCUCCCUCGGACACGCCUACUUUAAGUCUCUCAGUGCAGGCUGCCUGCUCUCGGUCACACGUCUUUGCCUCUCUCUCUCUCUUUCUCUCUCUCCUCCUUUUCACAAAGACCAAAGUUGUUGAAGGAGCUGAGGACAAGGGAUUUCUGAUGAGCUGUCAUCUCUGCCAGUCAGAGCCCUAUUUAGUAGGGACCAGUCUUGGUGCAUAGCAUCCUUUUACCCUCAGAACAAUGGACACAUUUUUCCGCCGUCAUUUCCGUGGGAAAUGCCGCGAGGCAGUCAGGCGUCGGCGCACCAGCAUGGCAGUGCCAGCAAGUAAAGUGCGGCGGCGUUCGAGCGCCGGCCUGCCCUCUGCAGACCUCAUGCAGAGACGUAGGUCCAGCGUCCAACUUCAGGCAAAUGUUGUGGUCCAAAAAAGCAGUGCUGACACCCAAAAAAACGCAGCCAAGGAGAAACACUGCAGCAUUUCUGCUCAGCUGCUCGGCCCAUCUCUUUUGCUUGCUAGCGUCAUCCAAAUGAGUGAAAAGAAGGAAAUGGACGAAGGAAGUGAGGGAGGACAGGCCUCUGCCUCAGACUCGGAGAGCAACAGCAGCUGGGAGGAGCCUGAAGAAUCAGAGGUUGAGUGCUGUGCAUCGUGGUUACCUCAGAGUCUGUUAAUAGCCGAGAGCAUUCAGCCCCGCCCCUUCAUCCGUGCGCCACGCUGUUUACGCCGAAACUCCUCCCACUUGCUUCCAGCUGAGGCCGUGUAUCGUGGCCCUGGCUACUACGGGCUGUACGGGCGUUACCGGAGAAACAGCCAGGCAUGGAGGGCAGCAAAUGUGGGGGUGGGGCCUGCACGGGCAGGGAGGCGGAGCUCUAUGGCACCUCGGGCCUACAGCAUGAGCUCCCCCUGGUGGCAGGGGAUGUACUACAAUCCAGAGACGGACACAUGGAGUGGGUUCCUCUCGAAGGCCAUAGCUAAGUCAGGGCUCCAGCACCUGCCGUCUCAACCCAGCUGUUCACUACUGGCCAAGUGUGACUCGGACAGAGAGAUACGCAGCACUGUGGACUGGAGCGAGUCAGCACUGUAUGGAGAGCACAUCUGGUUCGAGACCAACGUCUCUGGGGAUUUCUGUUAUGUCGGAGAACAGCACUGCUACGCAAGGACACUGCAAAAAUCGGUUGCUCGAAAGAAAUGUGCUGCGUGCAAGAUUGUCGUUCACACCAUCUGCAUAGAGCAGCUGGAAAAGUUAUCUCACAGGAAGUCUUCGCUUGAGGCGGAGUGGCUUGAUGAGCUGCCACACAAAGAUCCAUCUUUCAGAAUCAACUUCAGGUGUAAACCAUCAUUCAGGGAAUCAGGCUCUCGGAACAUUCGGGAACCCACUAUAGUGCGGCAUCACUGGGUCCAUCGACGGCGACAAGAGGGGAAGUGCAAGCAGUGUGGAAAGGGAUUUCAGCAGAAAUUUGCCUUCCACAGUAAAGAGAUUGUGGCCAUUAGCUGCUCUUGGUGCAAACAAGCUUAUCACAACAAGGUGACAUGCUUCAUGCUGCAGCAGAUAGAAGAGCCGUGUUCAUUGGGCGCUCAUGCAGCUGUUAUAGUACCUCCUACAUGGAUUAUACAUGUCCGCAGACCUCAGUCCUCACUAAAGUCGAGCAAAAAGAAGAAACGGACAUCGUUCAAACGCAAAUCUAGCAAGAAGGGAGCAGAGGAGUCUCGAUGGAAGCCGUUCAUUGUGAGGCCCAUUCCCUCGCAGCUGAUGAAACCACUGCUGGUGUUUGUUAACCCAAAGAGUGGCGGAAACCAGGGGUCCAAAAUAAUCCAGUCAUUUAUGUGGUAUUUAAAUCCUCGGCAAGUCUUUGACCUGAGCCAAGGUGGACCAAAAGAAGGGUUGGAGAUGUACCGGAAAGUUCACAACCUGCGCAUUCUGGCAUGUGGUGGCGAUGGCACAGUUGGCUGGAUCUUGUCCACUCUGGAUCAGCUGCAGUUGAACCCCCAGCCCGCUGUAGCUGUACUACCUCUGGGAACUGGAAAUGACCUUGCCAGAACCCUCAACUGGGGUGGGGGUUACACAGAUGAACCAGUGUGUAAGAUCCUCUCUCAUGUGGAGGAUGGGAACGUUGUGCAACUUGACCGCUGGAACCUGAUUGUGGAGCCAAACACAGAGGCGGGACCAGAGGAGAAAGAUGAGCAGGUGACAGACAAGCUUCCCCUUGAUGUUUUUAAUAACUAUUUCAGCCUGGGCUUUGAUGCUCAUGUAACUCUGGAGUUUCAUGAGUCGCGAGAGGCAAACCCAGAAAAAUUCAACAGUCGCUUCAGAAACAAGAUGUUCUAUGCUGGGACGGCCUUCUCAGAUUUCCUCAUGGGGAGCUCAAAAGAUUUGGCCAAACACAUUAAAGUGGUGUGUGACGGUGUGGAUUUAACGUCUAAGGUCCAGGAUUUGAAGCUGCAGUGUUUGGUCUUCCUCAAUAUACCCAGAUACUGUGCUGGCACGAUGCCAUGGGGGAACCCAAGUGAGCAUCAUGACUUUGAGCCUCAGCGUCAUGACGACGGUUGCAUCGAAGUAAUCGGCUUCACCAUGACAUCACUGGCAACGCUACAGGUCGGAGGUCACGGUGAGAGGCUUAAUCAGUGUCGUGAGGUGACCCUCACCACCUAUAAGUCAAUCCCCAUGCAGGUGGACGGAGAGCCGUGCAAGCUGGCCCCUUCAACCAUCAACAUCUCGCUCAGAAACCAAGCCAACAUGGUGCAAAAAACCAAGAGGAGGACCUCUAUACCAUUGCUUAAUGAUCAGCAGCCGAUCCCAGAGAGGUUACGGAUCCGAGUGAACCGUAUCAGCAUGCAUGACUAUGAAGAUCUUCAUUACCACAAAGAGAAACUUAAAGAAGCUUCAAUCCCAUUGGGGCUCAUCGUCAUCCCUGGAGACAGUGACCUGGAAACCUGUCGUGUACAGAUUGAGAAACUACAAGAGGCAGGUGAUGAUACCAAGGCCAAAACGCUGUCAUGUCAGAGAUUGUCACCAAAGUGGUGCUUUCUGGACUCAACUACAGCAGAUCGAUUCUACAGGAUCGAUCGCGCACAGGAACAUCUGCACUAUGUGACUGAGAUCUCUCAGGAUGAGCUGUUUAUUUUGGACCCCGAGCUGGUAAUCACAGAGAGUGUGAGCACAUCACCAGGCAUGCCUGACUUGGUAGACUCAUCCGCAGAGAUCUCUUCAGCUCAACAGAAAUUCGCCUUCCCAUCAACCUCCUCGUCUCCUCCCUCCUCUCCAACAGCCAGAAUCACUGAGAUGCAGAAGGCCACACAGAGGAAGCGUGUGUCCAGUGAUAGCUCUGUGGCUGAAGCUCUGGCACACAGUGACUCGUUUCGAACAGCCAAGCCAGCACUGAGCAGGGCAGGGGGUAUUCACCGCUCUAACACAACCGCAGCCGAUUUCAAUCAAGCUAACAGGUCAGAAAAGAAUGCUGAGAGCGUCAGUAGUCCAGUGUCAGCAGAUGUUCUUAUUGAGUGUGUGAAGAACAAGGACCAUCAGAGGCUAAGGGAGCUCCAUAAGCAAGGGGGGGACCUGUGUGUGCAGGACUCAGCAGGUCGCACAUUACUCCAUCACGCAGUGAAUGUGGCCAGUAAAGAAAUUGUCAGAUACAUCAUUGAUAACGCACCUACUGAUAUAUUGGAUGUGACAGAGACAGAAAAUGGGGAGACGGUGUUGCACAAAGCGGCCUCGCUGUGUCAGAGGACGAUCUGUCACUACUUAGUGGAGGCAGGAGCUUCUCUUAUGAAGACAGACUUACAGGGUGAUACCCCGAAGCACAGAGCCGAAAAAGCAAAGGACACAGAGCUGGCGGCGUACCUGGAGAACCGGCAGCACUACCAGAUGAUUCAACGUGAGGACCAGGAGACAGCAGUCUGACCUCUGACCUUUAACACACCUUCACCCUUUGGAGUCUGGAGCCAUCUACUUGUGCCAAACCAAUAAAGUCUAUACGAAUAGACUAGUCCAUAAUGGAAGGCUCCUCUAUAUGGGGUGAAUACUUAACUCCUAGCCAACUCUAGAGCUAAGAGACACACGUACACACAUUAUGAAGAGAUCUGUAGGCUUAUCGGCUUGACUAAAUUUACAUCCUUUGCACCAUCAGCGUUUACUAGUGCGUCUGUGUCAGAAUGUAUGGAGAGGGCUGGGGUUUUACUUUGUUAAUGCAGUAACUAAUCUGUGUGGCUUUUACAGAGCAAUCAUUCAGAUUAACACUGAGCUUGUUGAAAGGUAUCUGAAGCGAGACUGUAUGGGACUGUGAAUCUAUGAUGUGAGAUCUGCAGCACUGAUCACGCAGCUCAGAAUUCCAAUGUUGUUGUUUUGUUAAGAAUAAUAAGGUUAUUGCUCUGCAGGCAUUUCAGAGAUUUACAGACUUGUUUGUUUACCCAAACUAAGUGGAUGAGUGUUGAAAGCUUAAGUUUUAGGAUGUGAGGCGCUGGCUUUCAGCUCUCACUGCACUGAAAACAUUUUGAGCCUGUAGUAGCUGUUCUUGGCUUUGCUUCUUUCAUUGUUUUUUUUUUUCUUUUCUCUUCUCUUCUGGAAAGGUUUCAUUCUAAUAACUUUUGGUACUGUAAAUGUAUCUUACUAGGUUUCUGUCUGAGAAACCUUUGCACUGUAGCUUUCAUUGCCUUCUUUAUUCCAGUCAUACAUUUCUUGAUUUAUAAUUGAUGUACUUAGAUUAGCGUUUAUUUGUAAACCCUUUUUAAUAGUAAAUAGAUGUUUAUAUAAUUUAUCAUUAUAACAUCUGACUUGUUUACUUGUCUUAUUGUAUUAUAAAAUACUGUACAUUUCAGAAUGCAGAUCACUUGAUUUUGUUCAUAAUUCUCUGCUCUUGAAUUGUUCUGGAUUGUCUCACUGUAUGACAGAAUGUUAUCCUUCUAAUCAAUGAGUUAUCUUAAUGCACCAACAUGUGAUGAUGCUAUUUAUUUUCUAUCAUAGAUAUAUGUCUAAGUUAAAUUAGUUUUGAAACUAGAUAUAAUUGAUUAAAAAUAUUUAAUUUGCAAAGAUGGGCACUUUCUUGUGGCCACUGUACAGUUCCAUCUUAAAAUAUAUUUAUUUAUAAAGAUAUCCCCAGCAUUGUGGAGGUACACAUGCAUUUUGUUAACUCCAUAAGCUAUUAUUAAAGUACCCUCCUAUGAAAAUUAGAUUCUCAUCAACAGAUACAUGCAGCAAACCUUCACAAACUAAAUAGAAACAUUAGUAUUUGGUGUUUCACUACAGAAAGAGUUAGGAGAGUCAUUAUCUCUGUGCAAAAAACCCCAACAACAACAGUAAUUUGUGAGAUUUCUUAAAAUAAAUAAAAUCACUGGCCAUGUAAUCUAGUUAAUGAUACAUAAAAUGGUUUUGGAACCAUGUGCGGGGGGGG
Messenger RNA from Ictalurus furcatus (blue catfish), 7137 nucleotides. It is a transcript of the gene dgkza, whose product is annotated as diacylglycerol kinase, zeta a. The record is from RefSeq and is a predicted model, not a curated record. Gene Ontology annotation, molecular function: ATP-dependent diacylglycerol kinase activity; protein binding. NCBI's taxonomy places the organism in Eukaryota, Metazoa, Chordata, Actinopteri, Siluriformes, Ictaluridae. Bases 1995 to 5651 code for a protein of 1218 amino acids. Gene Ontology annotation, biological process: lipid phosphorylation; intracellular signal transduction; regulation of synaptic transmission, glutamatergic. The transcript is spliced from 35 exons. Gene Ontology annotation, cellular component: nucleus.